CUACGGCGGCCGAAGUCACAGUGGACUACUUACGAAGGCAUGGGGUCCUGGUAGUGUUUCAGGGUUUGGAAGCUGGGGUUUCUUUUGCCAAAAAGGAGGAAUGAAUGAGAUCCAUCGAAUCAGGAUGGGAUUUGGCCACAGUGCGUGGACAAAAAUGCCGAAUUCGGCCGGGGGGUGCUAACAUGAUCUCUUAUUUGGCGGUGAAUCAUGUGUUACGAGACUGGCUAAUAAAUACUUUGCAACGAGAGGAGAAAGCAAUUGUCGGGGGGAAACCUUGCAAAGUCCUCUAUAAACCAUGGGCGACCCCGGCUGAACAGGCCAAGGCCAGGGACGACCUCCAGGCCCAGCGAUUUUGGAUCCGGGUUCUGAGGGUGCCGUUCCUGGCAAUGCCCUUCCUGGAGGCUGCCGUAAAAAAAGAAUAUGGCCAGGUUCAGAAAGCUUAUCCUCCAGAGCGAAACCAAGCAGCGCCCUGCUUAGUUAACCACAGAUUUGAUCUUCAUCCCAGGGCAAAAUCUGAGGUUACCAAAUACCUUAAAUCUCGUUCCCGACAGGGGUGGCACAACGUGGAAGUCGUCACACAGGAUUCGCCGUGGUGUCGCGAUUGUAGGUGGUAUGGCCACAAAACAGGAGAAGCGGCAUGCCCAAAGAAAGGAAUUGCCCAACCCGUUUCUGCCUCGAUUGUCUCUACAACUUCUAUCCCUACAUCGUCUGGUACGAAAGUUACACAACCUCUGAAUGUUCCUCCUCUGAACACCUCUUCGUCUUUGGGAGCUGCCAACAUUCAACCUCCCGGAUUUGUCUCUGCGUCGUUGGGAACCGCUAUGACUCAGUCCCCUGGUUCUGUCUCGCCGAAGGCAUCUGGAGUUCAGACCACUUCGGCACUGUCGGAUGGGCUGCAGCCUUCAGAGCCCCAAGGAGGUUUAUCCUUAACAGCCUCGCUGUUUGCCCAACCGGUCCCUUCGCAGGAGCUGCAGGGUGCUGCUCUUGGGACUGGCCUGCUUUCUACAGGGCCUACCACCUCGACCAUAGUUACAACAACAAAAGAAAUGCGAGGAACUGAUUUGAUAGGGACUUCUACCUCCACCGAUAAAUAUCAGCUGAUGGGGGGACUGGAAAUUCGUAUGACUCAGCAGAAGGAGGCUGUGCACCGGAAAAAAAUCCUAUCAGGAGGGCCCAAAACAAUGGGCUACAAGCCUUAUCAGAGGCAGCCUCAAAGCCGGAAAGCUGCGAACAAGUCAGUCACUUGGGCGGAGUUGGCAGAUGAGGAUGUACCUUUCACCGAAGCUGAACCGCUUUCAGAUGAAGAUGAUCAGGGCCAACAGGAUCAGUUGCGUGCAGAUGUGUACCCAGGCUCUAUCCAAGACGCAAUAGCAGCAGGUCGGCCAUGGGUUGUAGUCCCCUUGGUUUUUCUGGCAGUGGACGGGGACUUACAACUGAUGGCUGCCCUCUCCUCAGAAGGCUCACUGUCCAUUCCCCAUUUUGAGACCCAUGUCGAGGCCACCCUUGAGUCGGUCUUGACUGAGACCCAGAAGUGGCUGCUACCGGCAUACAAACUCCGCCCAUACCCGACCAUGGAAUGGGUCAGAUUGACCCCAACAAAUGACAAAGGGCGCACAGAUAUUCUCUGUUUCCCGAUGCUUGACGCAAUUAUCAACCCUGCUGCUAAAGGUACGCCUCCUCUGACGGGCCUCAGGUGGAUCUCACUGCAAUUGUUCAAAAACCCUGGUGGACAAACGGCUGUUGACACCAAGACGAUUCUGGCCAUCAAGCACCCGUUUGACGACGCUGCACCCUUGGCUGUAGAAACACAUGCCAUUGUCACCAAUAUCUCUCCUUUUUAUGAAAACCUGCUGACUUCCCAGUCUCAGUACACAAAACACCAGCUGCUUCAGCAAUUUCACGAAGAUGUCUGGUCGAAAGUGGAUAAAACACUGUUAGAAUGCCAAUUACCACAGCUAGAAAGUGACAUCACGAUGCAAGAGUUGACGCAUGCAGUAUCCUCGUUGGCUCGUCAUAAAGCACCAGGACUGGACAGCCUUCCAGCGGAGUUUUUUCGAAAUUUCUCACUGCAUUUGCUACCAGAGCUGCUCCUCAUAUGUCAGGCUGUUUGGAACGGAGCUUCGCUGCCUGAAGCUGCGCUGCAAGGAGUCAUUACAUUCGUCUUCAAGAAGGGAGAUCGCACUGACAUUGCAAACUACAGGCCAAUAUCGUUGAUGCCAGCCUUGUACAAAAUCUUUUCCAACAUUCUGACAGCUAGAUUGCAGAAAGUUCUUCCGCUUCUUAUUCAUCGCACUCAGUCAGGUUUUCUGCAGGGAAGACAGAUAUUACACAAUGUAAUGGUGGCUGAGCAACUGGUCGAAUUGGUUGCAGCAGGAGAGGAGAGUCUUGCGAUUAUAUUAUUAGACUUGGCCAAAGCUUAUGAUCGAGUCGGUUAGGAAUUUUUGCAGGCAGCAUUGACUGCCUUUGGAUUUGGCCCGAAGUUUAAACACGCUGUA
This is a messenger RNA of Chara braunii, 2495 nucleotides long. NCBI's taxonomy places the organism in Eukaryota, Viridiplantae, Streptophyta, Charophyceae, Charales, Characeae. The record is from the annotation of a GenBank genome assembly.